GCGACCGGGGCGAUGUGAACCGGGGCCCGCGAGCGCGGCCGGGUCGCCGCGAUGUGGCUCAAGCCCGAGGAGGUUCUGCUGAAGAACGCCCUGAAGCUCUGGGUGACCCAGAAGAGCAGCUGCUACUUCAUCCUGCAGCGGCGACGCGGGCACGGCGAAGGGGGCGGCCGCCUCACCGGUCGCCUGGUAGGUGCCCUGGACGCAGUGCUGGAUUCCAGUGCACGGGUUGCUCCAUUUCGAAUUCUGCUUCAAGUUCCUGGGUCCCAGGUUUAUUCUCCCAUAGCAUGUGGUGAGUUACUGAAUGGAUCAGACAUUUACUGGGCCAUAGCCACUGGUGCAACAUUCGAGGAAAUAAACCAGCACUGGGACUGGCUGGAACAGAAUCUCCUCCAUACCCUGUCUGUCUUUGACAAUAAAGAUGACAUUGCCAGCUUUGUCAAAGGGAAGGUAAAGGCUCUGAUCGCGGAGGAGAGCAGUAGCAGGCUGGCCGAGCAGGAGGAGGAGCCUGAGAAGUUCCGAGAAGCCCUGGUGAAGUUUGAGGCCAGGUUCAACUUCCCCGAGGCAGAGAAGCUGGUCACUUACUACUCCUGCUGCUGCUGGAAGGGCCGGGUGCCCCGCCAGGGUUGGCUCUACCUCAGCAUCAACCACCUCUGCUUCUAUUCCUUUUUCCUGGGCAAAGAACUUAAACUUGUCAUCCCUUGGGUCGAUAUCCAGAAAUUGGAGAGAACAUCCAAUGUCUUUCUCACGGAUACCAUCCGGAUCACCACACAGAAUAAGGAACGUGACUUCUCCAUGUUUCUGAACCUAGAGGAGGUGUUUAAGAUUAUGGAGCAACUGGCAGAUGUGACACUCCGGAGACUGCUGGAUAAUGAGGUCUUCGACCUGGACCCUGAUCUGCAGGAGCCGAGCCAGAUCACCAAGAGGGAUCUUGAGGCAAGAGCACAGAAUGAGUUCUUCCGAGCUUUCUUCAGGUUGCCAAGGAAAGAGAAGCUUCAUGCUGUCGUGGACUGCUCCCUGUGGACGCCCUUCAGUCGCUGUCACACCGUGGGGCGGAUGUUUGCCUCUGAUCGCUACAUCUGCUUUGCCAGCAGAGAGAAUGGUUGCUGUAAUGUUGUCCUUCCACUCAGAGAGGUAGUGAGCAUUGAGAAAAUGGAGGACACGAGCCUAUUGCCUAACCCCAUCAUUGUCAGCAUCAGGAGCAAGAUGGCCUUCCAGUUCAUCGAGCUCAAGGACAGAGAAAACUUGGUGGACAGCCUGCUGGUGAGACUGAGGCAGACCCAUGCCAACCAUCCUGUGCAUUAUGACACCUCAGCUGGUGAGGAUGACAUGGCUUCACCUGUGUUUUAUUCAACGAGCAUGUGCAGCGACAAGUUUGAAAUGGUAUCUUCUCCAAGUAGCAAGGAACGCGAGAAGGAAAAGAGCCCAUUGCCACACCCUAAGCCCCUGACUGCAGUCUUCCAGCAAUUGGGCAGCCAGAGCCCCGACUCCUGCCUGCAGUCCCGUGAGCAGAUAAAAAUCAGCCUGUGGAAUGACCACUUCGUGGAGUAUGGCAGGACUGUGUGUAUGUUUCGCACUGAGAAGAUCCGAAAGCUCGUGGCCAUGGGAAUCCCUGAAUCUUUGCGAGGAAGGCUGUGGCUCCUUUUCUCAGAUGCUGUGACGGACCUAGCUUCACAUCCUGGGUACUACGGGAAUCUGGUAGAGCAGUCGCUGGGGCGAUGCUGUCUGGUGACUGAAGAGAUAGAACGGGACCUGCACCGCUCCCUACCUGAACAUCCUGCCUUCCAGAAUGAAACUGGAAUUGCUGCCUUGAGGCGGGUGCUGACAGCCUAUGCCCACCGGAACCCCAAGAUUGGAUACUGCCAGUCCAUGAAUAUCCUGACCUCCGUGUUACUGCUGUAUGCCAAGGAGGAAGAAGCCUUUUGGCUAUUGGUUGCUGUGUGCGAGCGGAUGCUGCCCGAUUACUUCAACCACAGAGUAAUUGGGGCCCAGGUGGACCAGUCCGUCUUUGAGGAGCUCAUCAAGGACCACCUCCCAGAGCUGGCAGAGCACCUGAAUGACCUCUCAGCCCUGGCCUCCAUCUCCCUCUCAUGGUUCCUGACUCUGUUCCUCAGCAUCAUGCCCCUGGAGAGUGCGGUGAAUGUUGUGGAUUGCUUCUUCUACGAUGGGAUCAAAGCCAUCUUCCAGCUGGGGCUGGCUGUGCUGGAAGCCAAUGCUGAGGAGCUGUGCAGCAGCAAGGACGAUGGCCAGGCCCUGAUGAUCCUCAGCAGGUUUCUAGAUCACAUUAAGAAUGAAGACAGCCCAGGGCCCCGCAUUGGCAGCCACCAUGCCUUUUUCUCUGAUGACCAGGAGCCCUACCCUGUGACUGACAUUACCGACCUGAUCCGGGACUCCUAUGAGAAAUUCGGAAACCAGUCUGUGGAACAGAUUGAGCACCUGCGCUGCAAGCACAGGAUCAGGGUCCUGCAAGGCCACGAGGAUACCACGAAGCAGAAUGUGCUCCGUGUUGUUAUUCCAGAAGUCUCCAUUCUUCCUGAAGACCUAGAGGAACUCUACGACUUAUUCAAGAGAGAGCACAUGAUGAGCUGUUACUGGGAGCAGCCCAGGCCUGUGACCCCGCGCCAUGACCCCAGCCGGCCCUAUGCGGAGCAGUACCGCAUUGAUGCUCGGCAGUUUGCACACCUGUUCCAGCUGGUCUCACCGUGGACCUGUGGGCCACACACAGAGAUCCUUGCUGAGAGAACAUUCAGGCUCCUGGAUGACAACAUGGACCAGCUCAUGGAAUUCAAGGCCUUUGUGAGCUGUCUUGAUAUCAUGUAUAAUGGAGAAAUGAAUGAGAAAAUUAAGCUGUUGUAUCGGCUGCAUAUCCCUCCAGCACUCACUGAAAACGACCGGGACAGUCAGUCACCACUGAAGAAUCCUCUGCUGUCAACAUCAAGACCCCUGGUGUUGGGCAAGCCCAAUGGUGAUGCCAUUGAUUAUCAGAAACAGCUGAAACAGAUGAUUAAGGAUUUAGCCAAAGAAAAGGAUAAAACUGAGAAAGAAUUGCCCAAAAUGAGCCAGAGAGAAUUUAUCCAGUUCUGCAAAACACUGUACAGUAUGUUCCAUGAAGACCCAGAAGAAAAUGACUUAUAUCAAGCCAUUGCCACAGUAACCACUCUACUGCUGCAGAUUGGAGAAGUGGGCCAGAGAAGCAGCAGCUCAGGAAGCUGUUCCCAGGAGUGCACAGAGGAGCUGCAGGCUUCAGCCCCUUCUCCUGAGCAGGACUCAGUUUUUGCUGAAGUUGACAAGACUCCCCAGGCCAUCUCAGAGGCAGAAGGGGACUGGACCGUCUCCUUUGAACAUAUUUUAGCAUCACUUCUUACUGAACAAUCACUGGUAAACUUUUUUGAAAAGCCACUGAACAUUAAAUCUAAACUUGAAAAUGCCAAGCUCAAUCAGUACAGUCUGAAAACUUUAGACAUGAGCCACCAAUCACAGCCAGAACUGAAGCUGAACAACCAGUAGCAAAGUGUGCCGUGGAACAUGCCAUACCAAAGCCCAGACCUCAGAGUACACCGGGUAUAUGGACAAGCAACCUCAUAGACCUAAGGCUGGAGGAACUGAUGCAACUCACAAGCAUUGCUAUUUAUUCAAGAGAACUGUCAGUUGGGACACUUGACUUUCAUUUCUGUCAGAUCUGCUGAAAUGGGUUACAGACAGGUCAUACUAUUACUAACCAAGAGACAAGAAAAGCCCCAGGCUCAUUUUCACUUGACAGUGGGAGCUAUCAGGAUCUCAGAGCCACUGCCUGUGCAAUGACUUUUUGUUUGCACUACUUUUGUUUCAAUGCUGGUAAUUGAAACCAUUUACUAUAUUUGGUUUAUUUGCUUUAUAUGUCCUUCCAGAAAUGAUGUGUACAAACCAUGCUUUCAAUGUUGGCCUCCAAGGUUUUUAAUAAAAAUCUUUUU
Messenger RNA from Jaculus jaculus (lesser Egyptian jerboa), 3947 nucleotides. It is a transcript of the gene Tbc1d8, whose product is annotated as TBC1 domain family member 8. The coding region runs from base 52 to 3504 and encodes 1150 amino acids. Lineage: Eukaryota; Metazoa; Chordata; Mammalia; Rodentia; Dipodidae. The transcript has 20 exons. The record is from RefSeq and is a predicted model, not a curated record.